AUGAAUGACAUAUAUAGCCUUAAGCCAGAUCAUCUGCCUAAAGUAGCCGCUGCACUAUCCAAAACCGGGGUUGUGAUCAACCUAAAAAUACUUAUCAACGGCAAAGACCUUAACAUAGCCAUUGCAGAAGACGUUGCCGCAACCCCUAAUGCUCCCAAAGCCCCCAAAACCCUCAAGGCCGCACCCAUAAAACUGAAGAUUAUGAUGAAUGGCAAAGAUCUUGAGCUAGAUCAUACACUUGAAGCUGAGCUAGAGCAUCCGCCUGAAGUAGCUGUUGCACCCUCUAAAGCCGGGGCUGCGAUCAACCUAAAAAUACUUAUUAACGGCAAAGACCUUAACACGACCAUUGCAGAAGACAUCGUCGCAACACCCUAA
Prunus armeniaca (apricot) is the source of this 375-nucleotide messenger RNA. The record is from the annotation of a GenBank genome assembly. NCBI's taxonomy places the organism in Eukaryota, Viridiplantae, Streptophyta, Magnoliopsida, Rosales, Rosaceae.